AUGUUCUGCUACCACUGCCCCCCCGCACUGCACCCUGGAGCUCCACAACCAAGGUUACCAACGUUGGAAUACCCUUUUACACCAACUCAUCCUUAUACGAGUUAUUCCUACCAUCCAGCAAUCCACGACGACACAUUCGUCAGAAGAAAACAAAGGAGAAACAGGACCACGUUCACAUUGCAGCAACUGGAAGAGUUGGAGAGCGCCUUUGCUCAAACUCACUACCCCGAUGUCUUCACUAGAGAAGAUCUGGCUAUGAAGAUCAAUCUAACCGAAGCGAGAGUUCAGGUGAGCUCGUAGCGAUAUUCCGUUCAAAUAGCGAAAGAGAUAUUUUGAAUCUGUAACUAACACAA
This is a messenger RNA of Acanthoscelides obtectus, 353 nucleotides long. Lineage: Eukaryota; Metazoa; Arthropoda; Insecta; Coleoptera; Chrysomelidae. The record is from the annotation of a GenBank genome assembly.